Eleginops maclovinus (Patagonian blennie) is the source of this 1176-nucleotide messenger RNA. RefSeq names its product Mix paired-like homeobox (gene mixl1). Gene Ontology annotation, molecular function: RNA polymerase II cis-regulatory region sequence-specific DNA binding; DNA-binding transcription activator activity, RNA polymerase II-specific. NCBI's taxonomy places the organism in Eukaryota, Metazoa, Chordata, Actinopteri, Perciformes, Eleginopidae. Gene Ontology annotation, biological process: endoderm formation; hematopoietic progenitor cell differentiation; endoderm development. The record is from RefSeq and is a predicted model, not a curated record.
GAACAUGUCUUCAGUUCAUGGAAAUAUGCGAGUUGGGGAUCUGAAUCAUUUCCAGAUGUAUCACGAGGGACCUUUGCAGACCAACAGCCUGGUGAACUCAGAUUAUGGAGCUCCCGAUGUUACAAACUACUUUAGCUCCACGAACUCUGCGCCGAGGGCAGAUAAAUGCGUGGCAAUACUGACCCACAGGAGAAAGAGGACUAACUUCACCCAGCAGCAAAUUGAGGUGCUGGAGAAAGUUUACUCGGAUACUAAAUAUCCUGACAUCUACCUGCGGGAGAGACUGGAGGCUCUGACCGGGCUUCCCGAGUCUAGAAUUCAGGUGUGGUUUCAGAACAGAAGGGCCAAGUCUCGUCGCCAGGUUGGCUCCUCAGUGUCCAUGAAGGUCCCCACACCGCCAGCAGCUAGCAAAUUCAGCCAGCUCCAGAGCAGGAUGGGUCCAGAGAAAGUCUAUGACAACAAUCAUGGAAGCGAGGCACACAGGAUAGGAGGUUUUGGACUGGAGGACAGUUUCCGACCUACGAUGCACCAAAGCACGGGUGACGCUCACAGAGCCAGUAUGCCUCCCAAAUCCAGCAGCUACGAGCACACGCCGGUCUCCUGCAUCUUUGACAAGGAGGGGGCGAGAGUAAAGCCUGAGCAGAUGCAACGGCUCGAAAUGAGCGUCAACGUGCCGUGCUGCAACGUCCAUCUGUAUCCCAAAGAGAAUGAGCAUCAGCCCAAGAUGGAAGCCAACAUGCCCGCCAACCAGGACCCGAAGGUUCUAGUGGAAUAUGACAACUUCCCUCCGAACAAAACCAUUGGACCAGAGAUGAAAGUUGUGAUUCCUCCCAUUCCCCCCCAUAACUUCAGCAGGUCAUCGCCAAAGGAUAAUGGAUGCCAAAUCCCAUAUCCAUGCGUGAGGGUCGCAGGAGACCAGUUCAGCCACUUCUCCCCGAUCCAUGCCACCGAGGCGCAGGACUUUACCGACUCAGACUCGGACUGGGACAGCGAGGCCCUGGCGGGCUUUAGUGGCUUUAUGUGAUGUAUAGUAAGAGCUGAUAUAAAGCUCUGUGUAUAAUAAGAGGCAGUAUACAAUUGUUUGCGACAAAGGAAAAAAUGUAUUUAUUGUAAAAUAGUAAUAAAACUGUUGAUUGUAAAGAAAAGAACUGUUGAUUGGUUAUAUCUGUUAAUAAA